CUUCUGGUCAGUGAUUUUCCCACACAAAAAGACCCUGUGUGAAACCAACAUGUAUAGUUGACAUUAUUCACCAGAUUGUGAUUAUUAUAUGAGGGUUUAUACCAUCACAGACACACUAGAAUUUGGGCAGAUUAGAUAGUUGGAUAACUCAAGGGUCAAGCUUUGAUCAGCCAAACUCCCUCUAACAAUCCUCACCUUUAUAUAUGAUCCCAAAAGCUUCAUUCGGCAUAUACAGUUAACCUCCCUUAUCAGUGAUUCUUUCUCUGUCUCAUCUCCUCCAAUUGCAUUUCCAUGGCUUCUUCUAGAUUGAUCAAAUUGCUUCUUCUCUAUAAUCUUUGCUCAUGGAUUCUUCUUCUUUACCUUCCAAAAUCCACCGAGGGACUCACGGAUGAUAGUGAUUGGCUUCGGCGGAUUGGCGCAAAUGCAGCGCCUUACCGGACGAUCUUCGUCGACUCAUCCAGACGGCUCAGCAACUUCACCACCAUACAGUCUGCCAUCAACUCCGUUCCUUCGAAUAACAUUAACUGGGUUUGCAUCUACAUCAAGAAAGGGAUUUACAGGGAGAAGGUGAGAAUACCGAAGGAAAAACCGUACAUCAUCCUCAAAGGACAAGCGAAGAGGACGACCCAGGUCGUGUGGGACGACCACGGCACCACCAUCGGGCACAGCCCGACAUUCACUUCCUUGGCUGACAACAUCGUUGCCAAGAGCAUCAGUUUCAGGAAUUUGUACAAUAACCCGAUGAAUAAGAAAAACCCUAGGGUCCCAGCAGUUGCAGCUAGGAUUUCUGGGGACAAGAAUAUGUUCUAUAGAUGUGGUUUCUAUGGUCUGCAAGAUACACUGUGGGACGAUCAAGGACGGCAUUAUUUCAAGCGUUGCACCGUCCAAGGAGCCGUCGACUUCAUCUUCGGUAGUGGGCAGUCCAUUUACGAGAACUGUGCAAUAUCAGUACUUGGAAGAGCCCUAGGGCCAGGAGUUUCAGGGUUCAUCACAGCGCAAGGAAGAAGCAACCCACACGAUACGAACGGGUUCGUGUUCAAGGAGUGCAAUGUGUUCGGCUCCGGGUCGGCCUUGUUAGGAAGGCCGUGGAGAGCCUAUGCGAGAGUUGUCUUCUACCGCUCCAAUUUCACCGAUGUCGUGCAUCCUCGAGGCUGGGAAGCCGGGAAUUUCGCCGGACGAGAGUCCCGAUUGACAUUUUCAGAAUAUGGAUGCUAUGGACCUGGGUCAGAUACUUCUCGGCGGGUGGGCUGGGAGAAGAAGUUGAAUCCGGCGGUGGUCGACCAAUUGAUCAGCACAAGUUUCAUUGACUCCGAAGGUUGGCUAGGCGGUCAACCCUUCUAAUACCAUUACUUAUUACUUAUUUCUAUUUAUUAUUUCCUUCUUUAGGGC
Molecule: messenger RNA, 1389 nt
Organism: Eucalyptus grandis
Lineage: Eukaryota; Viridiplantae; Streptophyta; Magnoliopsida; Myrtales; Myrtaceae
Product: probable pectinesterase 29
Exons: 5
Coding region: 292-1341 (349 amino acids)
Biological process (GO): cell wall modification
Molecular function (GO): pectinesterase activity
Source: RefSeq, a predicted model, not a curated record